CAACGUAUGGUCACGUGACUUUUGCAUAAACUCAACCACGUGAACUCUGUGCCCAUGUUGGUUUCAUCCUGAAGGUGACUAGUGUGUUAGCCUGAUCCACCGGCCUCCCUUUAAUCAGUCUGAAGAUGUCAACUGUUGCUGCUGCCAGCGUGGAGCCUGCUGCCAUCACUGAGGGAACUGAGCAGAAAAAACCACUGAAGCCAUGCUGUGCUUGUCCUGAAACAAAGAAAGUCAGGGAUGCAUGCAUCAUUGAAAAAGGAGAAGAAAAUUGCACAGAGCUAAUUGAGGCUCACAAAGAUUGCAUGAGGGCACUUGGAUUCAAGAUUUAACUACUCAAGUUUCCUUGUGUGUGUGUGUUGGUGUGCGAGUGGAAGUUGACCCUGGACAUUUUACUUUCCUCACUCCUAUUUAUGCCUCAAUUCAAGGGAAAUGUGAAGCGCUUAUGAGGCUUGGAUGGAUGACUGUCUUUUCUGUGUGAAUCUCUCUCUUUUUUUUUUUUUUAAGUCUGCAGAAUUUGAGAAAUGUGUAUCUAAAAUGCUGUGUGAAGUUAAAUAAAGGUCCUAUGCAAUAAGA
Messenger RNA from Sphaeramia orbicularis (orbiculate cardinalfish), 573 nucleotides. It is a transcript of the gene cox17, whose product is annotated as cytochrome c oxidase copper chaperone COX17. Gene Ontology annotation, cellular component: mitochondrial intermembrane space. Gene Ontology annotation, biological process: mitochondrial respiratory chain complex IV assembly. Gene Ontology annotation, molecular function: copper chaperone activity; copper ion binding. Bases 126 to 329 code for a protein of 67 amino acids. Lineage: Eukaryota; Metazoa; Chordata; Actinopteri; Kurtiformes; Apogonidae. The record is from RefSeq and is a predicted model, not a curated record. The transcript is spliced from 4 exons.